Messenger RNA from Pseudovirgaria hyperparasitica, 1068 nucleotides. RefSeq lists its product as uncharacterized. NCBI's taxonomy places the organism in Eukaryota, Fungi, Ascomycota, Dothideomycetes, Acrospermales, Acrospermaceae. The record is from RefSeq and is a predicted model, not a curated record. The transcript has 2 exons. Bases 1 to 1068 code for a protein of 355 amino acids.
AUGUCUUUCACUACCGAGAAGACCGAUCACGCCGACCAUCUGACAGAUGACAACGUACCUGUAGCUAACGGCGGUGCUACCAGUCCAAAUGGCCAUCUGCAACCUCCCCUCCCGAACAGUGCACCAUUGCCAGAGAGUGCAGUCAAUCCUGAUGUAGCUGGCUCCACUGCCCCAUCUGCAGCUUCGACAAGACCGCCAUCGGCAAUACAUGCGCCUACACAAGUUACCUAUGAUCCCGAAUUCACGCAGCCACCAACUCUGAACUAUUCGCUACGAACAAGGAAGGGAUGGAUCGCAUUCUUUUGGACCUUGGUAGUCUUAGAUUGUGUCGCCAUGCCAAUCGCUCUAUACUUUGGUCUUUGGUAUGGCACAGGGCUGUCGCAUAAUGCCGUCUUCAGUAUCAGUACUGGUCUCCUGGGAACUGUAUCUAUUGUCGAGUAUUUCCUGCGAUUCCACAGACUGUGGAAGCAAGGCUCGACGUGCCGAGUCAUUGGUGCGAGACGAUUUUAUCUCGACUGGUUCCAUUGGAACCUCUCUUUCGCCUGGAUCGCAGUCAUGAUCGAGCUGAUUGUGGGCACUGUACCUGAAGAGCCGCCCAUCCGCCUUUUGGCUAUGCCUGUAUCAAGUAUGCUGUUUGCCUUUGGCGUCCAGCUUCUAGUAAUCGAUGCGGCUCGCAUCAUGGGCUACAAAGCACCUGUUCGGAUUUCCUCACUCCCGCGUGGAUCCCCUCUUCGACCUGGUAUCUACUCUUUGAUCGAAGACAUCGUCGCCGUUGAUGGGUCAGGGGGUACCGAGUUUAGACAGCGGUUGAAUCUGCGCUACCAAGCAAGCAAAGACUUCAGACUUAUGCUCCACCGCAUUACUCUUUUCUGGGCAGCUGGCGCUCUCGGUGCUGCUGUGCUUACCACUGUUCUUAUCUUUACGCUGAGCCGAGAUGCUGCAUACGUGGUCGGUUGGUGUAUUCCCUUCCUGUGGGCUGGAAUCUGGGCUGUCAUUACAACGAAAUGGGUCCAAGUCGGUCUCAAACAUGAGUACGCCAAUUGGUCCGAGACCAAGUGGAAGGCGUAA